GAAAUUUGCCAUUUCCACAAACCAACUUAAAAACAGCAUAAAAUUUUAUUAGCCAAAUCUAUGUGGGAAGCAAGAAUGGAAGAUUAUAUGUUGCUAUACUCAUCUUUCCUCGUUAUCUUUCUCCUCUUGGCUUUCAAGCUUUUCUCACCAACAAAAUCUUCAAGUAAAACCCUCCCUCCUAGCCCGCCUUCUCUUCCAAUUUUGGGUCAUGUCCAUCUCCUCAAAGAACCCCUUCACCGAUCUCUCCAAACUUUAUCCCAAAAAUAUGGUCCCAUAAUCUCCCUUCGAUUUGGGUCUCGCUUGGUGGUGGUGGUUUCCUCUCCAUUAGCCGUCAAGGAAUGUUUCACAACAAAUGACAUCAUUUUCGCCAAUCGCCCAAAAUUGCUAGCAGGUAAAUACAUAGGCUACAACUAUAACAUGCUCGGGGCAGAUUCAUAUGGAGAACAAUGGCGCAAUCUUCGCCGCAUCGGAACUUUAGAGAUCUUCUCUUCAAAUCGCCUAAACAUGUGUUUAGACACUAGAAGAGAUGAAAUCAAGAUUUUACUAGGCAAACUGUAUCAUAUAUCGAGCCGUGGCUUUGCUAAGGUAGAGAUUAAGUCCAUGUUCUUGGAGCUAACAUAUAACAUAAUUAUGAGAAUGCUUUCAGGGAAGUGUUAUUAUGGUAAAGAUACUGAAGAAGCAAGAAGGUUCAAGGAGAUUGUAGAAGAAACUUUAAGAUGUGCUGGGGCAGCUAAUAUUGAAGAUUUCUUUCCAUUUCUGAGAUGGGUUGAUUGCCAAGGGCUUAUAAAAAAGAUGAAGAGACUUAGGAAAGAGAGUGACAUGGCGUUGCAAGCUUUGCUAGAUGAGCAACGUAAUGAUGGUUCAGAUACUAGAAACAGUACGAUCAGUCAUCUCCUUUCCUUGCAAAAAUUGCAACCACAAUAUUACGCGGAUGAAAUUGUCAAAGGACUCAUUCUGGCCCUCAUAUUGGCCGGAACAGACACAUCAGCUGCAACUUUAGAGUGGGCAAUGUCCAAUUUGCUUAAUCAUCCAGGAGUGUUAGAAAAGGCUAGAGCCGAAAUAGAUGCUAAAGUUGGGCAGGGUCGUCUAAUAGAUGAAUCGGACCUCUCAAAGCUACCAUACCUUCAAGCUAUUAUAACAGAAACCCUUCGCUUGUACCCAGUUGCACCACUCUUAAUUCCACACAUGUCGUCUAAAAACUGUAGUGUUGGAGGAUAUGACGUGCCAAAGGACACAAUGCUGUUGAUAAAUGCAUGGGCGAUACAUAGAGAUCCCGAGGUCUGGGAUGAUCCUGAAAGUUUCAAGCCUGAAAGAAUAUUAGAGAAUGGAGCUGGAAUUGAUGGCUACAAGAUAUUGCCGUUUGGGAUGGGAAGGAGAGCAUGUCCCGGUAUGGGGAUGGCUAAUCGGGUGAUAGGCUUGACUUUGGGUUCUUUGAUUCAGUGCUUUGAAUGGGAAAGGGUAGGUGUUGAGGAAAUUGACAUGAAGGAAGGCAGUGGACUCACCAUGCCAAAAGCCCAGCCGUUGGUGGCCAUGUGCAAACCACGCCAUUUUAUUGAUGGGAUUUUCAUUGGAGAAGCUCUCUAGAAUUGUCAUGAAGUGCCCAACUUGUAGCAUAAGAGAUCAAAUAUUCAAUUCACUUCAACUUGUUUACUGUCUCACUUAGUUUCUCAUGAACUCUUCCUCCUCAUUCACUAUGUAGAUCUCAAAUUUUUCAAUAUUUGACUUCUACAACCUUAUAUUUUUAUUAUCUCCUUUAUUGGCCUCGGAUCA
Molecule: messenger RNA, 1770 nt
Organism: Hevea brasiliensis (rubber tree)
Lineage: Eukaryota; Viridiplantae; Streptophyta; Magnoliopsida; Malpighiales; Euphorbiaceae
Product: cytochrome P450 81Q32
Exons: 2
Coding region: 61-1584 (507 amino acids)
Molecular function (GO): monooxygenase activity; oxidoreductase activity, acting on paired donors, with incorporation or reduction of molecular oxygen; heme binding
Source: RefSeq, a predicted model, not a curated record